This is a messenger RNA of Suillus clintonianus, 473 nucleotides long. Its product is annotated as phosphofructokinase domain-containing protein. Gene Ontology annotation, molecular function: ATP binding; AMP binding; fructose-6-phosphate binding. Gene Ontology annotation, cellular component: 6-phosphofructokinase complex; mitochondrion. The transcript has 2 exons. Bases 60 to 404 code for a protein of 114 amino acids. The record is from RefSeq and is a predicted model, not a curated record. Gene Ontology annotation, biological process: fructose 1,6-bisphosphate metabolic process; canonical glycolysis; fructose 6-phosphate metabolic process. Lineage: Eukaryota; Fungi; Basidiomycota; Agaricomycetes; Boletales; Suillaceae.
AAACACUACUCUACGUUCCACAUCCCAAUGGCCCAGCCACGAUCUCAAAUAACGUGCCGAUGACGGAGUUCAGUUUGGGUAGCGACACGAGCUUGAAUGCACUUGUUGAUGCGUGUGACUCAAUCAAGCAGAGCGCCAGUGCGAGUAGGAAUCGGGUGUUUGUAGCUGAAACGCAAGGUGGCCAGUGUGGGUACCUUGCCACCAUGGGUGUCAUGGCAACCGGUGCCAGCAUCGUCUACACUCCAGAGCAGGGCAUGAACCUUGACACACUUCGCCAGGACGUCAAAUUCCUGAAGAUCUGUUAUGGUCUAGAUGCGAAGGGCAAGAGUGAAGGACGCAUGGUCAUUCGGUCAGUUUUAUGUCUCAAACUCAGUGAACCUGCUGAGAUGAUUUCCCAGCAAUGAGUGCGCGUCGACGGUCUAUGGUUCUUCAAGCUUCGUUAGGCAACCUCUGCCCAUUGUACAUUUUGGCAG